Messenger RNA from Pomacea canaliculata, 1147 nucleotides. RefSeq lists its product as uncharacterized. The transcript has 2 exons. The record is from RefSeq and is a predicted model, not a curated record. The coding region runs from base 84 to 563 and encodes 159 amino acids. NCBI's taxonomy places the organism in Eukaryota, Metazoa, Mollusca, Gastropoda, Architaenioglossa, Ampullariidae.
GGGGGACCGCUGGUCACACGGACGAACAAUGUUUCAGACACGCUGUGUAAAAGUAGCAAGAGUAGCGUCCCUUGUUCACUACAAUGUCGGACACAAUGGAUUUCGCUAUGCUACUAUUGUAUUGUAAAAUAAAGGAAAAGAAACGAAAGGCGAGACAAAGAAAGUGGUGGGUCAGACCUUGGAUUGAGCGAAGGAUGGAGCAUGGUGCUUACCAUGCUCUGAUGCAGGAGAUGGCCGCUGAAGACGGGGGAUCAUACCGCAAUUUUGUGCGGAUGGAUCGUCAUCAUUUUGAAUUGCUGCUCACACGAAUUACACCGCACAUCAAAAGGCAGGACAGCAAUAUGCGUGAAUGCAUAUCGCCUGGAGAAAGGCUUGCUGUGACUUUAAGGUUUUUAGCCACAGGAGACAGCUACCAUUCCUUAUCAUUUUUAUAUCGGCUUGGACGAACAACAGUGGGAAAGAUUAUCCCUGAAACCUGCAAAGCGAUAACUGCUGCUCUUAAAGAUCAGUACUUGAAGGUAGGUAAUGAUUGCAACAGGUUUUUACUGAACAGCAGCAAGUGAACAUGUUGAUACAAAUUUGACAGUUAUACUUUCUUUCCUUCAAUCUCACAAGUACUAAUACUAGUUUUAUCUGUAAAAGCAGUCCACAAGGGGCAAAAUAUAAUAUUAUGCAUAGCAUGUUUAGGUAUAUUCUAGUCAGUCACUAUUGGAUGCUCCAGCAGGGAAAAUAAGCCAAGAAUAUCAUCAAGUUACGCUGCACUAGGAACCAGUCUGAAUGACAAGCCACCACUUUUUCAAGUAACCACACAUGCAGUUGCACCACAUUUUGUACUACCUGCAUACCUAACACAGAAAAUCACUACCCAUGUCACACCAAUACUUGCAUGCACCUGGAAACUUUUUAUGCACUUAACACCUACUCUCACACAAAUGCAUAGAACUGCAUACAUUUAAACUCGAUAGAGUAGGCCUGGUGACAGGAGCAACUCUAGUAAUUAUAGAUUAAUUUCACUGUGUGAUGUUAGUAGUAAAGUGUAUGGAUUAUAGUAAAUAGUAGAUUAAAAGAGUGGAUAGAAAAAAUAUCGUCAGACAAUAUCAAGCGCGAUUUAAAAAGUGGUAUUGAACUGUUGAUUUAGAUGGUAGGG